CAAACAGCGCCUCUCCCUUUGUGGUUAGAGAGAAGAUGGCUCCCGUUCUGGAGAAAAAGCUGCUGGGCGCAGCCGGAGCAGGCGAUACCAUGGAGAAUAACAACGAAGACGAGGAAGGACAAAACCUAUGGACUUCCAUUCUUAGUGAGGUUUCAACACGUUCAAGUUCAAAGUUGCCAUCCGGGAAAAAUAUAUUGAUAUUUGGAGAGGAUGGCUCAGGGAAGACAACUCUUAUGGGAAAGCUUCAAGGAGCAGACCACAACAAAAAAGGCAGAGGGCUGGAAUACCUUUACUUAAAUGUCCACGACGAAGACAGAGAUGACCUGACGCGUUGUAACGUGUGGAUCCUAGACGGGGACCUCUACCACAAAGGCUUGCUCAAGUUUGCCGUGUCAGCCGAGUCGCUAGGAGACAGCCUGGCAGUGUUCGUGGCAGACAUGUCUCAUCCAUGGAGCAUCAUGGAGUCUCUGCAGAAGUGGGCCAGUGUGCUGAGAGACCACCUGGACAAGCUGAAAAUUCCCCCAGAGGAGAUGAGGGAGAUGGAACAGAAAAUGGUAAAGGCCUUCCAGGAGUACUCUGAGCCCGAGGACGCCAACCCCUCCUCUCCACAGAGACGCGCCUUGCCACCAGGGGGCGACGACGAGGGCGUGGUGCUGCCGCUGGGAGACAACACUCUGACGCACAACCUAGGCAUCCCAGUGCUUGUUGUCUGCACCAAGUGUGAUGCGGUCAGUGUCUUAGAGAAAGAGCAUGACUUCAGAGAGGAGCAGUUUGACUUCAUCCAGUCUCACAUCCGGCGGUUCUGCUUACAGUACGGAGCAGGGCUCAUCUACACCUCAGUCAAGGAGGAGAAGAACCUGGACCUCCUCUAUAAAUACAUGGUCCACAAGCUCUACGACUUCCAGUUCUCCACCCCAGCCUUAGUAGUGGAGAAAGAUGCAGUCUUCAUUCCAUCUGGCUGGGACAAUGAGAAGAAGAUUGGUAUUCUGCAUGAAAACUUCUCCACAGUUCAACCUGAGGAUCCCUUUGAGGACUUUAUUGUGAAGCCUCCUGUUAGGAAGUUGGUCCACGACAAGGAGGUGAAUGCAGAGGACGAGCAGGUGUUCUUGAUGAAGCAACAGUCUCUACUAGCCAAGCAGCCAGCCACACCAACCAGAGGAGCCUCAGAAUCUCCAGGACGGACAGCCUCCAGUUCCCCCCGGCCCAGUGGCCGAGCCCCCACCAACGUGGCCAGCGUCUCCCCCAUGACGGCCGUCAAGAAGCCUGACCCCAACAUGAAGGGAGCAGCAGCCAAUGAGGGCGUCCUGGCCAACUUCUUCAACAGCCUGCUGAGCAAGAAGACGGGAUCCCCCGGUAGUCCAGGCAGCGCCACAGGCUCCCCAGGCACACCGGUCCAAACCUCAGCCAAGAAAACAGGGCAGAAGCCGGGUUUGACUGACGUCCAGGCCGAGCUGGACAGGAUGACUCGCAGACCGGACGCCAUGGUAACAGCGGACAACACCCCCCCUCCCACGGAGAACGAGGCCUGAGGCAACAGCAGCCACAUCGUCCACUGCUAGGCCCUCCGGAACACCACACGCAUAAAGACAACACUCUCAAGACCCAACUCCUAACGUUUAUAUCAGUCAGCAAGCGGGAGGAGGGGGGGGCUUUGCCAAAUUGGGUUUGAGAUGCUAUGGAAUAUACAUUUGUGAGAUGGCUAGGGGAGAGAGGGAGAAAAAGAUGGAGAGAAAGAAAAGAGAUGUUGAAGACAUAGCUGUGUUUAUAUCCUUGUUUCUUCAAUUUGGAAAGGUUUUUUUGCAAGGGGGAUGUCAAGUUUUGGUCAUGUGCACACUCCCUGCUAGCAAUCCACCCCACCCCCCACCCCACCCCCCACCGCAGUGUGUAAAGGGCUGCCAUGGGGUCUCGUUCAGAUCAUUGUAUGGAAGGAAAUCGGUUGCGAUUAUAAGAUUUAAUUGUAAGCCUAAAUAUGUAUUAGUUCAAAAACUAUGAAAAUACUUGCAAGCUUAUGUAGUAUGUACAAAAAGGUAGAUCCAAUACUGAUGUAUUUAUAUGACAAUUCCUUUCUUUUCUAUACUCCUCCUGCAUCGCCUACCGGUUUCCAUGCCUACGCUGAGCUACAUGUUAACCUGUAAAAUGCCACUGAUGCCCUGACACUAAUGACAGUCAACAUGGCAGCCAGUAACCCACCAAGGUUCUGUAAAUAGAAGCUAAAUUGCAAUUCAAGCUUUUGGUCAAAUUUUGUGCAAAAUGCUGUAAUUGAAGAAGAAGAAGAAGAAGAAGAAAAAAUGGAUGACGUUAACGGUUUAAUUAGAAUUGGCAGGAGUUGAGUUAGCAGCAGAGGCUGCUCUGCAUUUUGGCUUGAGGCGUAUGCGAGUGAUUGUGUGUGUUUGAGGGUGUGUAUGUCUGCUUAGGGAGGGGUUGGGCAGCAUCUUUCCUACUAUUACUCCCAAGUGCCUGGCACAGCUGGUUGCUUGUGUCCCAGUAUAAGUGCUUGUGUGCGUCUGGAGGGAAAGCACUGUAGCACAAACAGUCUAAAGGUUUGGUCCUGUUCUGUCAUUUAAAGUAAUUUAUUUUUGUUUUAUUAUUAUUUCUUUUUUUCUUUUGUAAUACAAGCCUGUGGUCUUUUCAUAAUGUUUCAAAUGAAAUGUUCUUUUUUUCUGUGGCCUAGAUAACGUUCAUAGGAGCAAAAGAUGAUGCCUUUACCGUGUUUGAAACCAUCAAGGUUUCUUGUACCCCCCCAGACCAACACAGACGAGCCUCUGACCUCUUACUCCAGCGGCCAAUCAGAGAUCAAUGGAACUAUGUAGACAUGACAUUUUUAAGUCCUGUCCUUUUUUUGUCCACCUCUCAUACUCUAGUUAGACAUGUUUUUAUGUAUGUACCGACUGUGGCUCGUCAGAUGAAACAUUCCCCCGCAUCUCUGUGGUGAAGCUGUGGAGAUGGUUCCCCUGUAGAAACCACAUCUGCAGCGCUUGUCGACAACGUUGACUUUGCCUUGUGGGCGUUCAGUUGAGUGUGGCUCCGCACCUGCCUGCUCAGGCCACACUAGUCCCUCUGUCUGCCUUCUCUCCUGUCCUUAAUGAGUUGUCUCACACCUAUGGUCUGUUGUUUUUGUUUUUUUUGCUUCAACAAUAUUAUCCACUGUGUAUGUGACUGUAUCAUAUCAGAUUAUCUGUAAAAUUGCUAAAGUAAUGUAUGUUAUGAUUCUUAAUGACCAUAAUUCUAAUCUUGAUGGAAUAACUGCAGGUGAUUGGUUCUCGUCAGUCCCCUAGGUCUUCCUUAUUCUUUUGCUGUCAGGUUUCUCCACUGUCACGUUGAUUUUAAUGACCUUAGAAAGAAGGAAAACAAACAAACAAAAAAGGAGCAGCUACUGGACUUGCCAUUUAAAAAGCACCAACAGCUUAAAAACUGCAGAUGAUAGGCACCAGUAACCAAAGAUGCAGAGCAGUGGUGUUCAGUCAUAGUUCGAGGGGAAUCCCGGCCCAUCUACCUUAGGCCUGGCUACUGCAGCAGGACCUUGUCUCUGUUUUCUAUCUUUGUUGCUCUGUAAGGGAAAAACCACAAGAUCACAAGAACCCUUUUCACUCUGCAGUGACAGUUUGGUCUGGCAGUAGUUUGAAAAGGGUUCAUUUUGUUUUGCAUGAACUAAUAUGUUGUGAAAUGCUUAGGUUGUUAUAGAACCACUCUGGAAUUGUAUUCUGCUGGAGAUAGGUGCUUGUCACUGCUCUCCUCUUGGGUCAGAGAUUAGGAAACUGAAGCACAAUCUGGGACAGCUAAAAGGGGGUUUCAUUGGGUGAAUUAAGCACUUUUGAACAGGGAGGUUGAACAGCCCUUAUGUAACCUUACACCUUCCUUACUUUCUGCCUGCUUAUUACCUAAACAGUAUGUCAAAAAUGACAUACUGUAACAUUAACAAUGUAAUUACUUACCCAUGAGUUGACUAGUUUAUAGUCCUCAUGGUCAGUCUCCUGACCAAGCAUAUCUAUCUUUCUUCUAUCCAGAGAAGUUAUAACAGGGCACCCUAUAUUUUCAUGUGCUGGUCAUUCAGCGCUCUAGUUUUAGUCUGGGUUGAUUUUUCUGUGUAAAGAACGGAUGAACCAGAAUCCAGAACAGCUGAUUGGUUGUAUCCCAGUUCACAGGGCAGCCACAUUGCUAUAUGGCCGUUUCUUUGGCCAAGACCAUUAAAAUACGACCAGAUGUGUUACUGCCCUUGCUGAAAUAAAUAAUUCGCUACAGCGAGGAAAAUAAGUUUUAGGCAGUUUGAGUUUCAAUUUGCACUACUUUUUAUAAUACGAUUUACCCUCUCCCUAAGAUUAGUAACAAAGCCUGUAACAUUAAAUUCAACCAUCAGUUGAUAGGCCGCUCUUCAUUCUAGGACUAAUUGUCUUGUUGCAACAUACCCACGCUAGACCGAUACAUCUUUAUCUUCCAGGUAAACCCUAAGUACGACAGCCUGUGUGUACUGGUCAGGAUAGUAGGAGAGACUGCAGCGCACUGCAAUGUGGGAGCGCGCUUCUUGUGCCGACAAAGAUAAGGAAACGUGACUGUAUACCCUGGCUUCAAUAAAACAAAGAAUCCAGA
Molecule: messenger RNA, 4584 nt
Organism: Hypomesus transpacificus
Lineage: Eukaryota; Metazoa; Chordata; Actinopteri; Osmeriformes; Osmeridae
Gene: dync1li2
Product: dynein, cytoplasmic 1, light intermediate chain 2
Exons: 13
Coding region: 36-1529 (497 amino acids)
Biological process (GO): microtubule cytoskeleton organization; microtubule-based movement
Cellular component (GO): centrosome; cytoplasmic dynein complex
Molecular function (GO): dynein heavy chain binding
Source: RefSeq, a predicted model, not a curated record